This is a messenger RNA of Pseudomassariella vexata, 624 nucleotides long. RefSeq lists its product as uncharacterized. The transcript has a single exon. The record is from RefSeq and is a predicted model, not a curated record. Gene Ontology annotation, molecular function: nucleic acid binding. The coding region runs from base 1 to 624 and encodes 207 amino acids. NCBI's taxonomy places the organism in Eukaryota, Fungi, Ascomycota, Sordariomycetes, Amphisphaeriales, Pseudomassariaceae.
AUGUCCUCUAAUUACAGAGGAGAUCGUAGCAAUCCUGAGAACUAUAGCGCGAACAUUCCCGAGCACCUCAGCACUUCAGUCUACAUCCUUAACCUUCCCCCGAACUGCACGGUUAAUGAUGUCCUGAGCACGCUGAAGGGAACGGGGAAGAUCUGGGCAUGUAAUAUGAACCCUCCCACUGCUACCAUCGCAACAUCCGCCAUGAAAAUUGUGUGGUGGAACCGUGAUGGCGUCGACCGUCUGCUAACGAAGUCCCGCCGAGGAGAGUUCACUAUCCGAGGUUACGUGCCGGUUGUCAAGAUGAACCGUGUCCGUAGCGAUGCACAACCUCCCUCGAUUGAGUCCCGAGUCUUGCAAGUAACCGGCCCCAAGGAUAUUGUGAACCGGACGGUUCUGGACAAGGUCUUUUCCGACUUCGACAUCGCAUGGGACUUAGACGAGUUCACUAUUCUGCUUGAGGCAGAGGAUUUCCGGGCAGUCGAGUACAAGUUUGCCUCGUACCGGUGUCAGGCGGCGAGCGCAAUGCGAGCCAUUAACCGUCAGAAGAGUAUAGCAGACCAAGAGGAUGGGCAUGCCGCAUGGAGCCGCGUGUACGCCCAUUGGGGUGUCGAUCCAUGUGCCUAA